UUAUAAAGCUCUGGGUUUUGUGUUCCAUGUUCCAACGGCCAUGGCGUCAAUUCGGAGCAUUCACAGAUGGGAUGUUGAUAAUCUCCUCCUCACCCCAACAUCAUCGGCCAUCCAAACGCAGCCUCCAAAGCAUGUGAUUCUUCCAAUGCCCAUUUCCAGAAGAUGCGCUAUUUUGAUUUCUGUGUUACCUUUCAGUGUCAUUUCACAACCCCAUUCAUCAGACGCCAGAGAGAGGCGCACCAAAAAGAACAUCCCUCUUGAGGACUACCUCACUAGUCCUGAUGGAUUGAAAUACUAUGAUGUUGUUGAUGGAAAUGGACCAGUAGCUGAAAAAGGUUCAUCUGUCCAGGUGCAUUUUGACUGUAUAUAUCGCAGCAUUACAGCAGUGUCAAGUCGAGAGUCAAAACUCUUGGCUGGAAAUCGAAUCAUUGCUCAGCCGUAUGUGUUCAAGGUUGGGGCCCCUCCUGGCAAAGAGCGGAAGCGUGAAUUUGUAGACAACCCGAAUGGUUUAUUUUCUGCACAAGCUGCACCUAAACCCCCACCAGCUCUGUACUCAAUUACUGAAGGGAUGAAAGUAGGGGGAAAGAGGACUGUGAUUGUUCCUCCAGAGGCUGGGUAUGGCCAAAAGGGAAUGAGUGAGAUCCCGCCAGGAGCUACUUUUGAGCUUAAUGUGGAGCUUCUGCAAGUAUUGCCACCAGAAGGAAAGUAGCAUAACUCAUGCUAUGAGGAGCUCUUGUUAAUUAAUUGAACUUCGCUUCAGUCUCUGACUCAACCCUCAGUCUAAGGUAAUGGUUUAACAGAAUGAUUCUUUGUAUGAAGUUUAGUUCUCAUGUCUCUUCAACCCAUUUCUUUCUCAGAAAAGGCUGCAUUAUCAUUUGUUCGGACUGCUGUAGAACAAAAUGUAUUAGUGCAAGUUCAUAUAAUGCCAUGUAAUAAUCCAGCAGGAGGUUUCAAAAA
Vitis vinifera (wine grape) is the source of this 957-nucleotide messenger RNA. Its product is annotated as peptidyl-prolyl cis-trans isomerase FKBP18, chloroplastic. The transcript has 6 exons. NCBI's taxonomy places the organism in Eukaryota, Viridiplantae, Streptophyta, Magnoliopsida, Vitales, Vitaceae. Gene Ontology annotation, molecular function: peptidyl-prolyl cis-trans isomerase activity. Gene Ontology annotation, cellular component: chloroplast thylakoid lumen. Bases 41 to 709 code for a protein of 222 amino acids. The record is from RefSeq and is a predicted model, not a curated record.